UUGCCUGUAAGUUGUCAUGUCAUUCAGUCCUCCCAUCAAGGAGCCGUCGUAACCGUUCAAGCAUCCACACAGAUAUGCGAUUAUGAGACAGCCGUACAGGCGAAACAUGCUGGCGGUCCACGGACUGCAUUUUAUCGAUUGAACCACCUCAGCGAGCUGGAUGGCAUCGCUCGUUUCCUGGAGGUCCUUUUCGCCACCUCCUAUCCCAUUCUUGCUCACUUCAAACUGCUCCAGGGUUGGCUUGGUGGACUCAGUAGUCAUGUUGGAGGAGGAACUUCAAAAGUGCAAAGCUGGACUUGACUUCAACCAAGCUGAUCCCAAGCCGCGGGUGGGAAUGCAGAGCUCAAAUGGGUCAGGGAUGAUCGGCGGUACAUAGUGAUAUAUAUGAUUUUCUGGCGACUAGCUGGUUGGUAUAUCCUUCGCGCCAUGCUCAGAAUCUGGGGUCGCGCGGACUUUAGCUCUAGCGUUGACUAAAUUGAACUUUUUCCCGGUGGCACGGCAGCACGAGUGUUCACAUUGGGCACGCUGUUGAGCCCAUCCCAAUCAAGCUUGGGAAGCUGGCGCCAAUUCCGGACGAUAGCGUCUUUUCUCGGUUUCCAAUGACUUCGUUUCGUGGUCUUCAAGGGACCAGGUAGGUCACGGGCUCUUUCCGUCUCAGGGUUCGAGUGCCGACCCGGUCGUCUUCGGUUCCGACAUCCCCGAGAGGAUACAUGGUGCGGGGGUCAGAACACCAUCGUCGAGCUGGGCCUAACGUAAUUUAGCCGGCUCUCUGCCGAUCGAGAGUCACGAGUGGGGAGAAUGGAAUUUCCCCUACCGAGAAUCUCUUCAGAAUGACCUGCGGGGAAGUCGAGAUCCAGCCCCAAUCAUGGGCUUUUCCUUUCAGCAACCACCGUGUAAGUGAGAUAUCAAGAAUGCUUGAGGUCUCCAAAUAUGCUUCUGUCCCGUUGGUUCUACUGUCCCCGAGACCCGCGAACCUUGAACAUCCUCGGAGUGCCAGUGUCAACCUUUUCCACCACAGCCCAGCGCACAGACCGAACGAAGAGCUCUCGGCUCCGUUACCCCCGGACCCACUUUCUCCCUCACCCCAUCAGCACUCAGAUCCUAUCAGCUUCAACUUGCCGAAGCGGUAGCUGCAGAGAGUGUUCGGACCUCCAGCCUUCAUAUCCUAUGAUUGCUAGCUGGAUGGAACCCCCGCGCAACGAAUUUCUCCGUGCCAAUGCCGCGUACACGACUCUAAGCAAGUGGACCGACUCAUGCUUGUUCUCGCGGAUACCGGGCCCGAAAGCUGGGGAUUUGGGAUGAGAUCCGCGCCGGACAUCGCACCCUCAUGUCGAGAGCUAGUGUCUGCUCAUGCCGGUGGGUCGGCAUGCCCAGCUCCUAUACAGAGAGCUUUGUACUUGAACCAAUUGUCUCCACAACGCGUCCAUGUCCGAUGCUGGCAUUGGCAAGUCGCGCAUUGAGAAACUCGGCGCGCUCCGCCUUCUGGAGAAGGUCGAGGCUCCUUGACGCGGAAAUGUGCUGGAGAGGGGGCAAGUACAAGGUGUAUCGCCAUCCCCGCUUCAAUCAACAUUUUUUUUCUGCUGCCUCAUCCUCAUUCAGUCUAGCAUUGCUUGAUACAUAAGCUGUCACCCAUUGUCGGAGCCUCAGCGAAUAAACUUGGUCGAAUUCUACAAAGAUGGGUGAUUUCAAAGAAACAGUAACCAUUCCCACAACCCAUAUCAGCGCCAAUGACUGGGAAAAUCCGCAUAUCUUCCAGCGGAACAAGCUCCCUCCCCGUGCAUUCUUUCUCUCGGACGCAUCGCUGUCGCUCAAUGGCACUUGGAAAUUUCAUUAUGCGCCAUCUCCUCUUCUGGCACCGUCAAUUGACAGUGAGGAAGAUAGAGACCCUUCUUUUCACACCGACGAGUGGACGAGCAUAACUGUUCCGGGCCAUUGGCAACUUCAAGGUUACGGUAGUCCCAAUUACACGAACACCAUUUUCCCUUUCCCUUGCGACCCUCCACGUGUGCCCAGCCAGAAUCCUACGGGCACAUAUUGCAGAUCUUUUACGGUUCCAUCGGACUGGGAUCUCUCUGCACAAAUACGUCUUCGUUUCGACGGUGUUGACAGUGCGUACCAUGUCUGGGUGAAUGGAAAAGAAGUGGGAUAUGCCCAGGGCAGUCGCAAUCCAGCAGAGUUUGAUAUAACCAACUUCAUUCGCAACGGCGAGGAGAACAAUUUGGUUGUACGCGUGUACCAAUGGUCGGAUGGAUCAUACAUUGAGGACCAGGACCAGUGGUGGCUGUCAGGUAUCUUCCGCGAUGUUACCCUCCUUGCUUUCCCAAUGGCAGCUCGGAUUGAAGACUUCUUCGCGAAGACCGAGUUUGACCAAUCCUACACCGAUGCUACGUUGAAAGUCACAGUAAAUUUGGUUGCGACAGAAUCAGUCCUGUUGGAAGCGGCCUUGCACCAUCUACGGGGUACCCAAGACACGAUCGGAUACAACAAAUUAUCUGUGGUUGAGAAUGGAUCGUUCACCUUGGUAAUUCCGGUAAAGAGCCCCAAGAAAUGGACCGCGGAGACACCACACCUUUAUGAUCUCCGGAUCACCUUGCGCUCUUCAUUAAACGGGGAUAAACCACUGCAAGAGAUCAACCAUCGAGUCGGCUUCCGUCAGGUCGAAAUCAAGAAUGGAAAUAUCACAGUCAAUGGUACCCCGGUGCAAUUCCGUGGUGUCAACCGCCAUGAUCACCAUCCGUUCUUUGGUCGGGCUGUGCCGUUGUCCUUUCUCCGAGAGGAUCUUCUGAUCAUGAAACGCCACAAUAUUAAUUCCGUACGAUGCUGUCACUACCCGUCCCAUCCCAAAUUAUACGAGCUCUGUGACGAGCUUGGCUUAUGGGUUAUGGAUGAAGCAGACCUAGAAUGCCACGGGUUUUAUGACGCAGUCGCACGUCCUCUAGAUGUCCCAGAGUCCAUGGACUAUGAGGAACGCAAGAAAUUGACCUUUGCGAAGGCGGCUCAGUUUACCACCGAUAACCCGGAGUGGAAGGAUGCAUACGUUGAUCGUGCGAUCCAAAUGGUCCAGCGGGACAAGAAUCAUGCUUGUAUUGUGAUUUGGUCCCUUGGUAACGAGGCAUUCUAUGGCCAGAAUCAUCAGGCCAUGUAUGACUACAUCAAGGCGACCGAUCCCAGCAGACCAGUCCACUACGAAGGAGAUCCGGAGGCAAAAUCGGCAGAUAUGUUCUCCUAUAUGUACCCAUCGGUGGACAGGAUAACGAAAUUGGCUGUUGCAGAAGGCGACAACUUCAAGAAACCUAUCGUCCUCUGUGAAUAUGCUCACGCAAUGGGUAACGCCCCUGGUGGCCUAGAGGAGUACAUGGAGGCAUUCCAAAAGCACCGCCGCCUGCAAGGCGGGUGGAUUUGGGAGUGGGCAAACCAUGGUCUAUGGGAUAAGGACCGUAAUUUCUAUGCUUACGGUGGAGACUUUGAUGACUACCCUAACGACGGGACGUUUGUCAUGGAUGGUCUUUGCUUUAGCAACCACACACCGACUCCUGGCCUGGUAGAAUUGCGCAAGGCCUAUUCACCUAUUCAUGCUUGGUACGCCGAUGGUUCGAUCUCCAUCGAAAACCGGUAUGACUUUGCCGGUCUCGAGAAUUUGCAUGCAUUCUACCGCGUAGAAGUAAUGGACUCUGAAUCCACUAUCAUUGAUAGCGGCACUCUUCGCCUUCCUUUCAUUGAGGCUGGUAAAACGGGGCAAUUGGAAUUCAGCCCAGAUUUACCUGCCAUUUCAGAAGGGGAAAUCUGGCUGACGGUGGGCUUCCGUACGACGGAGGACAAGCCCUGGGCUGCAAGUGGACAUGAAGUCGCUUGGUUUCAGCACCCGCUCAAGGCUAUCUCUGUGGAGCCUCGUCUUCCCCCCUGUCUUCCCAUUAACUUCGUGUCCAGUAGAGCUGUUCAUACCGUCAGUGGCUCGGAUUUCAGUCUUACAUUCUCGCGUUCCACUGGAGGGUUGACCGGCUGGACAGUGAAAGGUUAUCAACUUCUUGACUCCGAUACCAAAACUGGCAUGGCCCUGGUUCCAGGCUUCUGGCGUCCUCCUAUCGACAAUGACAUGUCCUGGGCCCUCGGCGAGCGACGCAGGUACUCACUGGAUGACAUGCGAGUACAGUUGCGGAGCAUGGAAGUUGCGCACGUCGGUGAUAAUUGCGUUCGGAUUACGACCGAGUCCUGGUUGGGUCCGCCAGUUCUCGCCUGGGGCUUCGUCGCUACCACAAUCUAUACCAUCACUGGAGAUAGUCAUCUUGUAGUCUCAGUCCAUCUCAAACCCCAAGGCUCGAUGCCUGCAGAUCUUCCUCGAAUGGGUCUAGACUUGCGCCUUGCCGACACGUUCGACAAUGCGAAAUGGCAUGGUCUUGGUCCCGGAGAGUCCUACGCAGACAAGAAGCGCUCUCAGAAAAUGGGAAUCUACAAGGCUACCAUGGAACAGCUCCAUACCCCAUACGAGGUGCCCCAAGAAGGUGGAAACCGAUCCGAUACCCGCUGGCUACAACUCAGCGAUAACCGUGGCUGGGGCAUCAAAGUUUCUCGGAGCUCGGUGGACACCGAUAAAGACACCGGUACUACUUUCCAAUGGGUCGCAUCUCGGUACAGCGCAAAGCAAAUCGAGACUGCCAAACACCCUUGUGACCUUGUGCCCGGCAAGACAGUUCUUGUCCGGAUUGAUGCUGAGUGUAGCGGGGUAGGAACUGGUGCUUGUGGCCCGACGACUUUGGAGAAGUAUCUUGUACCCUGUGAGGAGCGCAAAUUCCAGUUUGAGUUUGCUCCCACUUUCAAGGAGGGCCAUUAGUGUUAGCCCGUCCUUGUCACAUAGGAGCUAGUGGAAUGCAACGCGUUCUACUCGCAAGGUUUGAUUGAUCACAGGAAUAUUUUGGGGCCACAAAUUGUGUCAGAAUCCAACCACCGGAGAAAGAUCUAGUUCGAUACAUUUGAAGUAGCGCUCCUUUGGAGCGUGUUUGUAAAGAUCUCCAGGGCUGUCCUCCUCAAUAGACGUGAAUUACCUACCUCUCGCCUUGUCUUUCAAAUCAU
This is a messenger RNA of Penicillium brasilianum, 5067 nucleotides long. The record is from the annotation of a GenBank genome assembly. NCBI's taxonomy places the organism in Eukaryota, Fungi, Ascomycota, Eurotiomycetes, Eurotiales, Aspergillaceae.